AUGGAUGAAUCGUUUAAAGUACCUUUUACUGAAGUGCAAAUGUCUGCAAAAGAACCAGUGGAAAGAAACUAUGCACAGGAUGUAUUGGCUUCUGAACAGGCAAAUUUAAAAACGGUUGCAGCGAGCAAGGCCGCGUCUACACAAAAAGUUCGCGAAAGAAAAAGUGCGAAAGAAACUUCGAAAUCAGGGAAAAAAGCAUCCAAAGUUUUGGCAACUAAACGCACCAUCGAUAAAAUUUCCAAGCAAACCUUGAGUACUGCCAAAAGAGUUGCCAAAAACAGAGCCAGAAAAAAUAAAAGUCCAAUUAGAAAGAAGACAACUGCAAGUAAAGUGAUAAAACCAAAGAAAUCUUCAAAAGAAUCUGGCUUGAAAAAACUUAAAGCAAAACCAUCUGCAAAAGCCAACAAGAAAUAG
Messenger RNA from Argiope bruennichi, 414 nucleotides. RefSeq lists its product as uncharacterized. The coding region runs from base 1 to 414 and encodes 137 amino acids. The transcript has a single exon. The record is from RefSeq and is a predicted model, not a curated record. Lineage: Eukaryota; Metazoa; Arthropoda; Arachnida; Araneae; Araneidae.